This is a messenger RNA of Pseudocercospora fijiensis CIRAD86, 255 nucleotides long. RefSeq lists its product as uncharacterized. The transcript is spliced from 3 exons. The record is from RefSeq and is a predicted model, not a curated record. NCBI's taxonomy places the organism in Eukaryota, Fungi, Ascomycota, Dothideomycetes, Mycosphaerellales, Mycosphaerellaceae. The coding region runs from base 1 to 255 and encodes 84 amino acids.
AUGAGAACGGCAUAUUCCACGACAUUCACGAGAACCCCGAGAACGAAUACGCCACACACACUCAUUAUUGACACGACGUAUUCAACCAAUAUCUAUAACCUCGAGCUUCUAGAUAUCGUCGCUGCUGGACCGAUAAAUGACACGAUUGAGCUCGGCGUUGGCCUUAUUCGACCGAAGCCUGAUCAAGCCGACUUUACUACUUUGCUGGUUGUCCGCUGCCUCUCGUUAUUAGCACUGAUCGAGAAGUCGCCUUAA